CAAUCGCGGCCUCGAGCUAGCCGCCGGAGCCGUUCCCGGACGGGCACCCCCGGCGCUCGGCGGUCGUGUCUGGACUGAGCGCCGCGACGCGGCUGCCGGCCCCGAAAUCCUCCAGGAUCUUCAGGCGUAUGGAACCUCAAGAUCUUUAUGAUAAUGGAAACCAAAAAGUUGAUUGGUAAACCACUUCAACCAGCAAGACCUGUUCGUCAUCUGAGUUCUCCCCCUGGAGCAGUAUUCCCUUUCAACUUUCAGAAUGAAUAUCCAUGCAACACCCAGUACUUACAAAGUGGAGUUAGCAGAUGUAAGACGAAUGGAAUGCAAGCCUUUUCUCAAGGUCUUAAUGAACAACAACAUCAUUCUCCAGUUAAAAAAGAGAGAAUCAAAUACAGCAGAGAUUUCCUGUUGAAGCUCUCAAGUGUUUCCAUCUGCAGAAAAAAACCAGACUUUCUGCCUGAUCACCCCAUUGUACUUCAAAAACCAGAAAACAACCAAAGCUUUAAGUAGCAUUUUAAGAACAUAUGUAUUUGAAGAUAAAGAAUUAUUCAUUUUCUAUUUUGGACACCUGCAAAUGAAGUGGAUCUAGUAACAAUAACUGUAAUGACUGUGCCAAUUCAAUUUAUUUUUAAUUUCAAUGGUUGGGUAUUUGGUUUCUCCUAAAAUGAGAAAGAGAUUUAAACCUUAAAAAUUUUCUAAUCAGUUUCAGCUUUGUAGGCAGUUUCCUGCAUAAAUUGGGAAGUAACACUGAAAAGUAAGAAUUUGGUUAGUGAAAUGGGAAGACUGUGUAUUUAUAAUUUGAAUGCUACUUGCAAUUUUUUGUUUUUCAUCACUUGUAAUAAUGGAAUGGAAAUGUAAGCUGUAAAGAUUCACAAAUAUAAAGUAUUUGCUACGAUGUAUAUUUGAUACAUAAUUUCUUGUUGCUUUAAAGUUGCUUUUGUUUUGUUUCCCACUGAUUUCAUACUAGCACUUGAAAGGAUCUUUACAAUCUCCAUAGAGGCUUAGAAUAAUUCAGGAUGUUCAAUGAACAGUUCUCAAUGACAGGAGGUAGAAUAUUAUAAGAGGUAUUUCUUUUCAAAUAUAUGAUUGAUCUCUAGGUUUGUGAUAAUAACAACAUUGUCUAAGAUUCUUUUAUUUCCAAAAGAGGAAUAAUUGAGGCAUUUGCAAAUAAUUGAGGUGCAUUAAAUUUCAAUUCUGUAAUUUCUUAUAGCAAGAAUAUGUACGGAUGAAGAAUCUGGGGGUUUAAACUUUUAGCUCCUAG
Molecule: messenger RNA, 1255 nt
Organism: Capra hircus (goat)
Lineage: Eukaryota; Metazoa; Chordata; Mammalia; Artiodactyla; Bovidae
Gene: C14H8orf88
Product: chromosome 14 C8orf88 homolog
Exons: 6
Coding region: 148-504 (118 amino acids)
Biological process (GO): negative regulation of translational initiation
Cellular component (GO): cytoplasm
Molecular function (GO): eukaryotic initiation factor 4E binding
Source: RefSeq, a predicted model, not a curated record